GAGACAUUGCAGGCAUUAUACAUCUCUUAAUCUCAUGAUCAAUGCUUUAGAUGCACUUUUACACUAUUGUUUAAUAGUACAAAAUAGGAAUGAAAUAUGAAUGAAAAUCAUGAACACAAAUUCCUUUUUCUCUCCCUUUAAUUAAUCCUGUUAUCGCCUUUUUGCAAUCCAAACACACAAUAAGUGUAUCAAAAACAUUCCCACAUUAUCCCAGACAUUUCCAGAACGCCCAAAAAGUAGUCCCCAAAACCCUCUAUGCCCGUUAGAAAUCCGGUUGUAUCCAAACAUAUCUCGACAGAUUCCCCUUCAUCAAGUGAUCACCAACAGGGACAAACUUCAUCUCCGGAUCGAUUCGACCGUUAAUGAAGAUGUCAUCACGCCCAAGUUUCAUCCUCGUACCAACCCGUAAAGAUGCUUCCAUUAUAUGACCGAGUCCUUGGACUGACAUUGAUGAUCACCUCUUUCCUCCCUUCCUUAUCCGGUAUGAGAGGUUUAAAUUCCCCCACCGUUUUCAAACUCGCAGGAUCGAUCGAUUUAUCUUGUGUCAAGCUUCCCACUAUACCGUUCCGUAACGCAGAUGCACUGGCGACUGUCCUCACGCUUUCCGGACUGGUUUCUCCCCCAGCUUCGUCGGGUUGAUCAGUGAUUAGUAGAUCGGGAGUUGGCAGAUCUUCGUCGAGAUGAGCAGAAUCAAGAUAUUCGGCGAAAAGAGCGUCAUCGUUGAGCAUGAAUCCGCUAG
Molecule: messenger RNA, 739 nt
Organism: Tremella mesenterica DSM 1558
Lineage: Eukaryota; Fungi; Basidiomycota; Tremellomycetes; Tremellales; Tremellaceae
Exons: 1
Coding region: 412-639 (75 amino acids)
Source: RefSeq, a predicted model, not a curated record